GCAAUCCGCUUCCGUGCAUCACACCCAUCUAGAGCACGAAGGUCUUCUCUCUAGGGCUGUUUCUUCCCUUUCUUGGCCGACCCCCACUAGCGUGCGGACGAUCGCGAUCAACAUACAUCAAGGGCUGGAGUUUUUGCCACCGAGCUUGCGACAAUCAGAUAUACUAGCAAUUUACUUCUUGCCACCAGCAGAAGGCAUCCAUGGCGGCUGCAGAAGAUAACAGCUCGCUAUUCCCAAUCUUCAUUUUGACUAUAAUGGCACUGCCACUGGUGCCUUAUACAAUUCUCAGGUUAUGUCAUGCUGCCUCUAAAAGGACUAAGAGCAUCCACUGCCAGUGUUCCAUAUGCUUUCGUUCAGGAAAGUACCGCAAAUCAAUAUUUAAACGGAUCUCAAAUUUCUCCACGUGGAGUAACUUGACAAUUGUGCUGCUCUGGGUCAUCAUGGGGUUUCUGAUUUAUUAUAUUAAACAUAUAAGCCGCGAGGUUCAACCAUUUGAGCCAUUCGAUAUUCUUGGAUUAGAGCCUGGAGCUUCAGAUUCAGAAAUAAAGAAGGCUUACAGAAGACUCUCCAUUCAGUACCACCCUGAUAAAAAUCCAGAUCCUGAGGCACACACAUACUUUGUGGAGUUUAUAUCCAAGGCAUAUCAAGCUCUGACAGAUCCAAUAUCUCGUGAGAAUUUUGAAAAAUAUGGCCAUCCAGAUGGCAGGCAGGGGUUUCAAAUGGGAAUAGCUCUCCCUCAAUUCUUGCUUAACAUUGAUGGGGCAUCUGGUGGGAUACUUUUGCUUGGGAUUGUUGGAGUUUGUAUUCUUCUACCCUUGAUGAUGGCAGUUAUAUAUCUUUCAAGGUCGUCAAAAUAUACUGGGAAUUAUGUCAUGCAUCAAACGUUGUCCACAUAUUAUUACUUUAUGAAACCUUCAUUGGCCCCAAGCAAGGUUAUGGAUGUAUUCAUUAAGGCUGCAGAAUACAUGGAAAUCCCUGUCCGUAGGAGUGAUGGAGAACCCCUUCAGAAACUGUUCAUGAUAGUUCGGAGUGAGUUGAACCUGGACCUUAAGAACAUUAAGCAAGAGCAAGCAAAGUUUUGGAAGCAGCAUCCAUCCCUAGUCAAGACAGAAUUAUUGCUUCUGGCCCAAUUAACUCGCGAGUCAGGGGCUUUAUCUUCAACUCUUCAGGGCGAUUUCAAACAUGUGCUAGAACUUGCACCGCGCCUCCUUGAAGAACUCAUGAAGAUGGCUGUUAUACCACGCACUCCUCAGGGACAUGGAUGGCUGAGACCUGCGAUUGGGGUGGUGGAACUUUCUCAGAGCAUUAUUCAGGCUGUUCCUCUCAGCUCGAGAAAAGCUGUUGGAGGAUCCACCGAAGGCAUUGCACCCUUUUUGCAGCUGCCACAUUUUAGUGAGGCCAUUGUUAAAAAGAUCGGUCGCAAGAAGGUGCGGACAUUUCAAGAGCUACGAGACAUGACCUCCCAGGAGCGUGCUGAGUUGCUCACUCAAACUGCAGGGUUCUCUGAUGCCGAAGCAUUUGAUGUAGAGGUGGUCCUUGAAAUGAUGCCUUCCAUAACUGUUGACAUUGCAUGCGAAACAGAAGGUGAGGAAGGAAUACAAGAGGGAGACAUCGUUACAAUGCAUGCGUGGGUAUCCCUCAAGCGUGGGAAUGGCCUUACAGCUGCCCUUCCCCAUGCCCCCUAUUUUCCUUUCCACAAGGAAGAGAACUUCUGGUUGCUGCUUGCGGACCCCGUCUCGAAUGAUGUUUGGAUGUCUCAGAAGGUGAGCUUCAUGGAUGAGGCGGCUGCUGUUAUGGCAGCCUCAAAGGCGAUCCAAGAGACGAUGGAGGGUUCACAAGCCAGCGCGAAGGAAAUAAGCUCUGCAGUGAGAGAAGCAGUUGAGAAAGUAAGGAAUGGGUCGAGGUUGGUCAUGGGUAAAUUCCAGGCGCCUGCGGAGGGGAACUAUAACCUGACCUCCUAUUGCAUGUGUGAUGCAUGGAUUGGGUGUGAUAGAAAGACGAGCUUGAAAAUAAAGGUUCUGAAACGGAGUCGGGCGGGGACAAGGGGACCUGUGGCGGAGGAGGGUCCUGCCAUGGAUGAUGGGGCUGAGGAGGAAGAUGAAGAGGACGAAGUAUAUGAUGAUUACGAGAGCGAGUACAGUGAAGAUGGUGAAGAUGGAAUACAGGAGAAGAAAACUGGCAAGUUGGCCAACGGCAAUGCGCAUGAGAAAGGUGGUUCAAGUACUGAAUCUUCGGACAGUGAUGAAGAGUGAGGCUUGAAAGCCUUUCCUCUUCUUCCUUCUAUGACAUUGAAAAAAAGAAAAAGAAAAUAUCAGAAGCCAUCUGUCUCAACUCCUGUACAUCUUUAUAUAUACUUUUUUGCUUUAUUACAUGAUGAAUAAGCUAUGGGUUCUACGCA
Molecule: messenger RNA, 2398 nt
Organism: Magnolia sinica
Lineage: Eukaryota; Viridiplantae; Streptophyta; Magnoliopsida; Magnoliales; Magnoliaceae
Product: dnaJ protein ERDJ2-like
Exons: 11
Coding region: 201-2252 (683 amino acids)
Biological process (GO): post-translational protein targeting to endoplasmic reticulum membrane; SRP-dependent cotranslational protein targeting to membrane
Cellular component (GO): Sec62/Sec63 complex
Molecular function (GO): RNA binding; transmembrane protein transporter activity
Source: RefSeq, a predicted model, not a curated record